AUGAGAUCAAUUUUACAAAAAAGAGAAAAAACUCCACCAGAAGAACCCGACAUAUAUCCUCAAUGGGAUGACGACAAGGUUGAUGAUGCUCUUCACAAUUUGAUUACAGACAUUCUACAUGGGACUCUCGAUGAUACGUAUUGGUCCAUGAAAGCACGUAAUGCACCAAUAGCAAACAGAGAGAAAAAGAAAUUACUGAGAGAAGAAGAAGCAUGUAUGAAGAAAAAAUCUCCAAAAGAGAAGACAUAUGCUCCAUGUGGAGAUGAUACAUUUCGGCAUGACCUAAUGGAAAUGAUGAACACGUUGUCUACAAAGAUUGGAAGUAUGAAUACAAUUAUUGCUGAGAAGGUGUUGACUGCAGUAGAGACAACCAUUGGCGCUAAAAUAGAUGCUAAACUAGAUGCGAGGGUUUGUCAAGCCGAGCUGAGGCAAGCUACUGCCCCUAAAAAUGAUGCAAACUUUGUUAACCAAGAAGAUAAAGUCAACAGCAAUGAUCCAUCAUGGUUUGUCCAAGACAAGGCACUAACACCUUUGGAUGCGGCAGCUCAGUGUGGGGUUAGAAAGAAAGCCAAAAAACAUGAGGUCAAGCAAGAUAUUGAAAGGUCAUUCUCUCCUAUUCUACUUGAACGUGAGGGUGAGAAGGUUGUGGAAAAAAAAGCAAGUAAAAAAAGUGUUGGAGGGUUGAAAAAAAUAAAGACGGAGAAGAUUGAAGUUCCGACGCUUAGAGAUACUUCUGCAACAUGGUCUAAUCCAGAGGAAAAGGAAAGAUAUGGUAAACUAGGUACCACUUUAGACGAGUUGGCGGCAUCCUUGUUAGAUGGACAUUUGAAGAAACGCAAGCCACAGCUGACAAAGACUCAAGUGUUUCCAUAUGUCGGGAGCUCAACUGUAAAGAGGAUCAUAACACGUGAUGAUGAUUCUAAAGCCCACUAUGAUCCUUUCGAUGAAGUUGAUGAGCUAAAAUUGAAGAAGCUACUGGAUUUUCUGGAAAAUCAUGCGUAA
Eruca vesicaria subsp. sativa (arugula) is the source of this 1002-nucleotide messenger RNA. Lineage: Eukaryota; Viridiplantae; Streptophyta; Magnoliopsida; Brassicales; Brassicaceae. The record is from the annotation of a GenBank genome assembly.